Chelmon rostratus (copperband butterflyfish) is the source of this 1368-nucleotide messenger RNA. It is a transcript of the gene c21h8orf33, whose product is annotated as chromosome 21 C8orf33 homolog. Bases 189 to 1127 code for a protein of 312 amino acids. Lineage: Eukaryota; Metazoa; Chordata; Actinopteri; Chaetodontiformes; Chaetodontidae. The record is from RefSeq and is a predicted model, not a curated record. The transcript is spliced from 5 exons.
AGUGACACCGGUGGUGAGUUUCUGAACACAGCACCAUUUCAUGGAAGAAAAUAACAGUAUUUUAAAAAAGAAAAAGCUUACUAAAACUUGUUCGACCGAGUAGGUGUAUAUCACUGAAGCGUCGAGUUAAGUAGUUCCGUCUGACUGGCGCCUUUCAGCUGAAAACCUGCAACACUGGAAGAAUCAGCAUGACCGAGCAGCGGCUGCUGUUUAUAGAUAUAGAACCCAAGUCAAACAGCUCCGCUCCUGUCGAAGCCAGAGCUGAGGAGCCCCUCUGGACUCGCAGUGACAACACCUUCAGAUUUAAUUUCUUAUCCGACAGCCCCGCAGUGCCGCAGGAGGAAACAUCUCUGUCAUCAGACAGGGCCGAACCAGCAGCAGGCCGGAUAUCUUUUACGGGGCAAAGCUCUGCAUUUGCCUUCAACUUUCAGAUUCCCUCUGUUGCGCCUGUAGAAGAUAUGGAGACAACGGAGACCCCAGACGCUUCAUCUCCAGGCAUCCAAGAUGAGAAGCCUUCCCCUCCACAGGAGGUGAACUCUCCGCCUGAACCAUCGGUGCAGUCAAAAGCCAAGAAGAAGAAGAAAUCUGGAAAGAAAAAGCCCUCAGAUAGCACCGAGCCACAGCAGAAGCCAAGUUCAGCUGAGGGAAGUCAAGGAGGCCAAGGGACAGAGCUGAGUGCAGAAGAGCAGCUGAACAGACAGCUGGACUGGUGCAUCGAGCAGCUGGAAUUGGGAAUGAGGUCCCAGAAGGGCACGCCGAAACAGAAGGAGGAAGCCUCUCGUGCCCUGAAGACUCUACGGAGCUCCAAAGCUCCUCUGGCCAAGAAGAGGCAGGUGAUGAGAGGCAUGACUGGAGAUUACAGGAAAAAAAUGGAGGAAGAGAAGAGCAAGCAGUACAAACUCAUUCAGAGUGAAACUGCAUCAGCUCAGGUCAAAGUUGUGUCAUAUUCUCCAAAGAAGUGUGUUUUCCACCGGAGAGCUGAAGUCAGAACCCAGACGGCAGCCACAGAGGAGAACCGGCAGCAACCCAAAGCCCAGGACACAGACCUGAAAGCACAGACUCAGGAGGAGGCGUCAGCUUUUGUCUUUACCCCGUCAAAGGAGGAGUUUCGCUUCAAUUUUCUCUGAUUUGCACCCGGAGGACUUGUUUCAUCAUACAUUAUGCUGGACUGUGCCUGUACAGACUGUUUUGAAUUGUGUGCUGAACGUUCUUUGUGAUGGAAACAACAAAAAGCACAUGAAAUAGGGUCUACUUUGGAGAUGAUGAUCCAAAAACAAACACAAUACUAAUAUUCAAAAUAUUCAAAUGCUCUCACGCACCCUUUAGUUUCUGUUUGUGCCAUAUCUCUAAAUAAAGAAUUUUGUAUUU